Molecule: messenger RNA, 1928 nt
Organism: Neogale vison (American mink)
Lineage: Eukaryota; Metazoa; Chordata; Mammalia; Carnivora; Mustelidae
Gene: PIGK
Product: phosphatidylinositol glycan anchor biosynthesis class K
Exons: 11
Coding region: 36-1223 (395 amino acids)
Biological process (GO): proteolysis; protein localization to cell surface; attachment of GPI anchor to protein
Cellular component (GO): GPI-anchor transamidase complex
Molecular function (GO): GPI-anchor transamidase activity
Source: RefSeq, a predicted model, not a curated record
GCCCCCGCAGGUGCGGGAAUCUGAAGCCGGGAAACAUGGUGGCCUCCUGCUUUCUCAGGAGGGGUUUGACAGCCCUGGCAGGGUUGCUGCUUUUCUCCUUCGGCAGCUUGGCCGCUAGUCAGAUCGAGGAUCAAGCAGAACAGUUCUUUAGAAGUGGCCAUACAAACAACUGGGCUGUUUUGGUAUGUACAUCCCGGUUCUGGUUUAAUUAUCGACAUGUUGCAAAUACUCUCUCUGUUUACAGAAGUGUCAAGAGGCUAGGUAUUCCUGACAGUCACAUUGUUCUGAUGCUUGCAGACGAUAUGGCAUGCAACCCUAGAAAUCCCAAACCAGCUACAGUGUUUAGCCACAAGAAUAUGGAACUAAAUGUGUAUGGAGAUGAUGUGGAAGUGGAUUAUAGAAGUUAUGAGGUAACUGUGGAAAAUUUUUUACGGGUAUUAACUGGCAGGAUCCCACCUAGUACUCCUCGGUCAAAACGUCUUCUUUCUGAUGAUAGGAGCAAUAUUCUUAUUUAUAUGACAGGACAUGGUGGAAAUGGUUUCUUGAAAUUUCAAGAUUCUGAAGAAAUUACCAACAUAGAACUUGCAGAUGCUUUUGAGCAAAUGUGGCAAAAAAGACGCUACAAUGAGUUACUGUUUAUUAUUGAUACUUGUCAAGGAGCAUCCAUGUAUGAACGAUUCUAUUCUCCUAACAUAAUGGCGUUAGCUAGUAGCCAAGUGGGAGAAGAUUCACUCUCGCAUCAACCUGAUCCUGCAAUUGGAGUCCACCUUAUGGAUAGAUACACAUUUUAUGUCUUGGAAUUUUUGGAAGAAAUUAAUCCAGCUAGCCAAACGAAUAUGAAUGACCUUUUUCAGGUAUGUCCUAGAAGUCUCUGUGUGUCUACCCCUGGACAUCGCACUGACCUUUUUCAGAGGGAUCCUAAAAAUGUCCUGAUAACUGAUUUUUUUGGAAGUGUACGGAAAGUGGAAAUUACAACAGAGACUAUAAGUUUGCAACCAGAUUUAGAAAUCAUGGAAAGCAGAUAUGAAAAGGACUGGAUGAAUGAGGAACUAAUGGAACCACUGAAAUAUGCUGAACAACUUCCUGUAGCUCAGAUAAUACACCAGAAACCAAAGCUGAAAGAUUGGCAUCCUCCUGGGGGUUUUAUUCUGGGAUUGUGGGCACUCAUUAUAAUGGUUUUCUUCAAAACAUAUGGAAUCAAGCAUAUGAAGUUCAUUUUCUAGAUGUGUGAAGAAGACGGCAUAGAAGACUGCAACCUUGGAUAAAAUUUUACGUCAUUAUGCUUUUUAAAAAAUACAUUGUUCUUGUGUGAAUUGGGCAAAAAGUAUAGGGGAACUAAAUUUGAAUGAACUAUUUUAUAACUUAAAGAAAAACAACUGUUAAUGCAGGUGCUUAGUGGCACUAAUUAUACUUUUUUGUUGUUGUGCAUGUUAUUAAAAAGAUUGGACAAAGAUCAGAGUAUAUUUAAUGGCUGUUUUUGAAAAUAAAAAUUUUCCCUAUCUUACCCCCUUUUCAUUUGGAAAAGAAGAAAAUGUGAAGACAUUUAAAUUCUCAUUAGCAGAGGUAAUUCCUGUCAGGAUUUUUGUGUGUGUUCUCCUAGUCUCUUUUUUCUGUGUACAUAUUUCUUUCCUAAAUAGAGAUCGUAUAGAAUAUUUCAUUCUGUAAUUUUACUUUUCAUUUUACAAUAUGUUAUCAACCCUUCCCCUCUCCUUGGACAUUUUUCAGAACACAUUGUGAAUAGUUGCACAGUAUGCAUUUUAUGAAUGUAUAGUAAGUUAUUUAACACUCUUCUGUUGUUGGAGCUACUUACCUUGUUCUCAGAAUCUUCCUUUGGUUCAUUCUUCAGUGUGUUAGUAUUUUACUCUGAGCCACUCAUAGAAUUCUGCAGCUUUAAUUAUAUGUAAAUAUUAAAAAAAUGAGCUCCUUUA